Colletotrichum navitas is the source of this 422-nucleotide messenger RNA. RefSeq lists its product as uncharacterized. The annotation marks the transcript as partial. The transcript has a single exon. NCBI's taxonomy places the organism in Eukaryota, Fungi, Ascomycota, Sordariomycetes, Glomerellales, Glomerellaceae. The record is from RefSeq and is a predicted model, not a curated record.
GCCAGAGUAGAGGCCAAGAUACGCCCGCACGCGGUAGGUCCCGGUCUAGAAGGCGGCCGUGACGGCGCCACCGAUUCUCCCAUCUGGAGAGAGAACGGAUACACAAGGACGAUGUCUCAAUCGCCCAAUCGUCUGUGGCCGCUCGAGAGUCUCUGAGGGCAAAAUCUCACAAUGUUCAAUGGGCGACAGAAAGAGAGGGGGAGAGAAAGGAGGAGCAAGCAAUCAGGGGCUGCUUUCCUGCCGCAUUCCGUUCCAUCGCAACCGUGGCCUUGGCUGGGAGGAUGGUGGGCCGUGACUUGGUGUAUUCGCCUGCUGGGAGUGUGCUCUGUGGUUAUUGAUGAACGUACCUGUGGUUCGACGAGUGGACAUUAUGUUGACUGACGUGAAUUGACAGGCACGUGGAGCAGGAUGCUAUCGGUCAG